UGUCCCUGGACCUCAGAAAUCAUCUGAGAAUGAUGCUCUUAGGGAAACUGUAGUGAUGGGAGAAGCACUGUUUGCCUACGAAGAAUCCAGGAAGGCUCCUGCCAACUUUAGCUAUGAGGUUGAGAAUGUUUUUGCUCAAUCGGAUUCUGAAAACAUUUCUACCAAAGAAGAAGUUACUGACAGUAUUAUAAAAAAAGCUGAUAAUGCACAUCCUAAUAUCAACAGUCAGCACAAGGUCAGGAAAAAAUCCUUAGAUGCUGAAGAUGAAUUCCUUGGGAAGGUUGAGUCUGAAGACAGAGACAAAGACAAACCAAGAAGAGCAAAAGAACCUGAACUCAUUUCAAAAGAAAAUCCUUUGUUUGUCAAAAGUUCUUUCGAGAGUGAAGAGAAAUUAGGGCAAACUUCCUUUAUAAAGUCUGACAUUGAAUGUAGUUCUAAAAAACUUUUCUUGCUAGAUAUUACAGAUAAAUGCCAAGAUAGAAAGGACAUUUCUAAUAACUAUGUAGAGGUACCACCUGUUAAUGACUCUUCUAUUACAAAGCUGGAUAAAGUUUUGGAGAGUCAAUUUUCUAGAGAAAAUGAUGGACUGAGUAAUAAAAAAUGUGAAGAAGAUAAACAUAGGAAAAAAGACAAGAGAAGACUAUACGACUCUAAAAAAACUGACAAAGAGCACUACCGAAGGAAGAGAGAAAGCUCAGACACUGAAGAGAAGGAGAAGCAAACCAGAAGCAAACCAGAUGAACACUCCUACAAGAGGAGGCGCUCUCGAAGCGUGGAAACAAAUAAGCAAAAUCGUCAUAAGCAGGAGUAUUGCAAUGAAAGCAACUACAGAUCUUCCCAUAAUGAAAGAAGGAGUCCAAAUAAUCGGAAAAGCUCAGGAAAAUAUUUUCGUUACAGAUCACGAAGCAGAGAAAGAACAGACCAAGACAGGAAUAGGUAUUAUCAUUCCAAAGGAGAGAGAACUUGGAGCAGAGAAAGAUACUAUCAAGAUGAACCACAGAGAUGGGAUAAAGGCAGAUACUACAAUGAUUAUUAUUUCUCUCAAGGAACAAGAGAUGGUAGAGAGAGAAAGUCCUCUCAUUGUGAUAAAGACUUUGACAAAUCAAGUCAAGCUUACAACAACAGGUCAUAUAAGGAUUAUCACUGCAAAAGCAGAUGGCCUCACAACACACUCACUGAUGUACACCACUUUAGCACCUACAGAGUAAACUUGCAUCAUUGUUCAGUACCUCCGCAGCAGUCUGAAAAGUAUUCUCGUGAAAGGCACAUGCUUCCACCUGUGUCAGCUCAUGCAAAUGUGGAGGACUCUUCCCGGGAAAAUGACAAAGAAAAGCGAAGAAACAGCAAAAGAAAACACACCCACCAAGAAAGCAGUGGAAGCGAAAUGGAAAAGAAAUGCCGAAAGAUAGAUGACCAAAGAACAAAAAAAUAUAAGAAGGUCAAGAAGAAAAAGAAGUCCAAGGACAAGCAUCGAGAGAAAGAGUACAAACAUUAUGAUUUGGAUGUCUCUGUGCUCCACUUCGACAAUGACAAUCGCAAACAUAAGAAAAAGAAGAAAAAGAAGAAAGACAUCAGGAAACUGAAGGGCUUCUUGGAACAUCUAGAUCCUCAUUUCCAGAAGAAAACACAGGAGGAGAAGGAAGAAUCCUGUCCUCCAGCUGGCUAUUUAUGUGAGCAAUACAGAAGCCAGGGCAGUAAACAACCCUCCAAGGAAGAGAAGCCCUGUGGUGCAGGUGAAAGCAAGAACUACAGCUCCAUCACAUCUAAUGAGUAUGUUAGAG
Molecule: messenger RNA, 1781 nt
Organism: Merops nubicus (carmine bee-eater)
Lineage: Eukaryota; Metazoa; Chordata; Aves; Coraciiformes; Meropidae
Product: ubiquitin carboxyl-terminal hydrolase 42-like
Exons: 2
Source: RefSeq, a predicted model, not a curated record